AUUCAUCAUGGCGGCUGCUUUGUUUUGGUACUUAUUUCUGUUGUGUGUUUCUUUACAUUCGAGAGGAUUCAUUGAAGCUCAGCAGAUACAAGACGCAUGUUACAAACCAAUCAAGGACCACAGACCAUCAUUUAUAAAGAUUUACCCCCGACCUCAUGAAUAUGUAAAUGCCUCUGAUCUCCCUGCUUCUUGGGACUGGCGCAACAUCGAUGGCAAAAACUACGUGAGCAUCACUCGCAAUCAGCACAUUCCACAGUACUGCGGCUCGUGCUGGGCCAUGGGCGCCACCAGUGCACUCGCAGAUCGCAUUAACAUCAAGAGGAAAGGGGCGUGGCCUUCUGCAUACCUGUCUGUGCAGAAUGUGAUUGACUGUGGCGGGGCGGGCUCGUGUUAUGGUGGUGAUCAUGUGGGAGUGUAUGCAUACGCACACGAGCGAGGCAUUCCUGAUGAAACCUGUAAUAAUUACCAAGCCCGUAAUCAAAAAUGUGACUCAUUUAAUCAGUGCGGCACAUGUUCGUUCUUCGGCUCCUGCUCCAUAAUUCAAAACUACACAGUGUGGAAAGUUGGGGACUAUGGCGUGGUCUCAGGACGAGACAGGAUGAAAGCUGAAAUCUACAAAAAUGGGCCGAUCAGCUGUGCAAUAAUGGCCACUAAAGCCCUGGAGUCAUAUGACGGAGGGAUAUUUGCUGAAUUUCACAUUCUGUCUCUGCCGAAUCACAUCAUCUCAGUUGCGGGCUGGGGUGUAACAGAGGAUGGGACAGAGUUCUGGAUCGUCAGAAACUCUUGGGGCGAGUUUUGGGGUGAGUCGGGCUGGGCCAGGAUUGUCACCAGUGCAUAUAAGGGAGGGAAAGGCAACUGGUACAACCUCGCCAUCGAGCAAAGCUGUGCAUAUGGAGACCCAAUCGUGAUGUAGUGGAGGAGGUGGGAUCUGGGACACUUCCACUCACAGUAUUAGAAUUGAUGUCAUUCAUAGACUGGAAUUGAACUCAUCAUCAACUCAUCAAGCACACAGAAUAAGAAAUCGCUGAAGAGCAAGACGUGAAUAGUUUUUUAUGUAAUUGUGAAGAAAUAUCCUUUUGAGAAUGUAAAUCAUUGUUUACAUAUCAAACAUAGGAGAUGUGUCAUAUUAGAGUCUUUAGAUCCUUAAUUAUCUUAAAUCAGGAUUGUUUUCAAUAGAGUGACAGUGGAAAUGAGUAGUAAUAUGAUGCAAUUCACUGCUCUAUCAAAUGUGAUGUACAUGUUGCCAAAUAUUUUUGGACACUUUAAGGGGCCGUUCACACAAAAUGUGUUUUUGUGGCCAUCUGCGGUCUUUAAAAAAAUGUUUUCAUAUGUAAACAAGUGCUAGACAGACAUCUUUGAACAUGCUUUUUUGAAGUGACGUGUCACAUGGGCAAGGCAAUUUAUUUAUAAAGCACAAUUAAAAACAAUGGACUGUUGACCAAUGUGCUGUGCAAUAAAAUAACUAAAGUAGAGUGGCAGGUCUAGAGGCAUAACCUGCAUUAUGUACCAUUUGUUGUGAUGUAUAGCUUUUUGUUACAUAAUAAUGCAUUCGGUCUGAACAGCCUAUAUAGGAUUUACAGGUUGGUGAUUCUUAAUAUUUCAUGUUAAAUUAAAACUUCAUUUUGUUUUUAAUUUAGUGCACUUAUUUACAAUUAAACACAGUGAAACCUCAAUUCUAACAAAAACAAUUUUGUUUAAAUGGUCUUUUAUCUUUGAAUGAAGAUUCAAUAGAUUUUAUGUAUGUAUCUGUUCUGUCUGGUCCUUCACACUUUUUGUAAUUGGGUGAAUCGCACAAAGCCUGUCAAGAACAUGUGCAAAUCAUAUUUCACCAAAAAAUCAGAAACAUAUUUUGCAUGAAAACAAAUGAAGCCUAUAUUUGAGAUUUUCUUUCAAGGUGACAUUAUUAUCAUGAUUUAAGAUAGACUUUUAAAUGUAUUUAAAAAAAUUAAAAUUAAAGUAACAGUUCACCCAAAAAUGAAAAUUCUCUCAUUAUUCACUUACCCUGAUGCUAUCC
This is a messenger RNA of Myxocyprinus asiaticus (Chinese sucker), 2014 nucleotides long. Its product is annotated as cathepsin Z. The record is from RefSeq and is a predicted model, not a curated record. The coding region runs from base 8 to 913 and encodes 301 amino acids. Gene Ontology annotation, molecular function: cysteine-type endopeptidase activity. Lineage: Eukaryota; Metazoa; Chordata; Actinopteri; Cypriniformes; Catostomidae. The transcript is spliced from 6 exons. Gene Ontology annotation, cellular component: lysosome.